GAAGUGUCCAAACUUGCUUAUAUGACUCUGGGGUGACCCCGAGUAUACGCUAUAUAACUAAUUUCAUUUUAUUAUUAAACCAUAACCAUGUUGUAUAACUUAAAGAAUAUAAAAAAAACAAAUAUAUUUGUUUAUAUUCAUUCAUAUUCUCUCAUAAUAUAAUAUAAUAUAAGUGCACUAUAUUAAAUACAACAACAGAUAUAUAAUAUUUUCCCAAUUUUUGCGUCGAGAUAGUAAUGCUUACUUCCAUCAAAAAGAUAUAACAUUUUUUUAAUUAUUAAAUAAAAUGUUUCUAAUAAAAUCUGUAUUAGUUUAUACGAUAUUUUUUUUAUUUUUAAUGUUAAUUCUCUUACUCUACAUACUUGGAGCUGCUCUUUACAUUACGGAUUUUGAAGACAAUACUUGUGAUAUGACAUAUAUGUUUGAAUACCCACAGUAUGUGAGAAUCUCUUUGGAUAAUGAGAUACAAGAACAAUAUCCAAGGUAUAGAUUAUAUGCCUAUGGAGAAGGUUUUGUUACCGAGAAGCUUAGAAGGAUGUACUUCUCAGGAAUACCAGUACUUUUUAUACCUGGCAAUGCUGGAUCUCAUGAGCAAGUAAGAUCCCUUGCUUCUGUCAGUUUGAGGAAAAGCUUAAAAGAUAGGACUCCAUUUCAUUUUGAUUAUUUUACUGUUUCAUUUGGCAAUGAUUAUUCUGCUUUAUAUGGAGGUGUAUUAAUGGAAGAGACAGUAUAUGUUUCACACUGUAUACAAAAAAUAUUGAGUUUAUACAAAACUAACAUAGAUAAUAUUGUGCUCAUAGGACAUUCAAUGGGAGGUAUUAUAGCUAAAGGUUCUAUUGUAAUGACACCAAAUGUAAAUGCUACUGUUGCAAGCAUUAUUAUUGCUUUAGCUACUCCUCAUACAGCUACUUUGAUAUUAGACCACACUUUUGCCAAUUAUUACCAGAAUCUAGAAAAACGCUUAAGUGAGAUAAAAGAUGCAGGGACAAGUGUAGUAUCAAUAGGAGGUGGACCACGAGAUAUACUUAUAACUUCAGCUCAAAUUCUAGAUCCUACAGCAGAUAUUAAUGUUCUUUCUAAUACUAUGCCAGAUGUUUGGAAAUCUACAGAUCAUUUGAGUAUUUUAUGGUGUAAACAAUUAGUACUGUCUGUUGUACGUUCAUUAUUUGAUUCUGUUAAUUGUACACAAAAACCACCUAAAAUUUUUUCUACAGCUAAAGAAAGAAUGCAAGCAUUAUCGUAUCACUUUUAUCAUCGUACUUCUGGAAAAAGAUUAUAUUCUUAUAAAGAAAUAAUACAAUUUGAACCUAGUAAUGAAUGGAUAGAGAACAUUCAAAGGCAUUAUGUAUGGACCAACAGAGACUUGCCUAAAAGAACAUCUCCUAUCUAUCUUAUGAUUAGAUUGAGUGGACAACCAAAUUAUUUAACUAUUGAUACCAUUAAUUUAGAAUCCAAAGAUUGGUUAUUUGCGUGUACAGCAUCCAAUAUACAAGGACAAUCAAGAGUUUGCAAUUGGGGUUGGAACCUGACAAACAGAACAAGAAUUUUACCAGAUCCUUUACAUCGCUUAAGAAAAACUGUUGACUUAAAUUUUCAAGAGAUAAAAUACCCCGAUGUAACACAUAUUAUAAUAAGGAUUACACCGGACAGUUUAGAAAACUAUAUUACUAUAAACGUUGAUUUAUAUUCUUACAAUACAAGACUUGUACCUAUUAGGAGUACUUUACCUUUACUAAAAAAUUUAUUUAUAAUACCUCAAACCAAAAAAAUGUCUAAUCUUGGACAUGUUAGAUACUAUGCCAAUUUUGAAAGCGCCAUGGAUGUUGUAGCUGUUGAACUUAAAGCAUUUGAAUGUACAGAUCCAAAACAUCAUGCAAUAGUUGAAUUAUUAGAACCAUGGGGUAUUGUAGUUACACAAAUUCAAUUUUUUACGGUCGUGGAUAAUGGGCCGAAAUCGAUGAAAGUCCAGACUGGAUAUAAAUAUUCCAACGUUUUUCCAAAGUUAAGGAUAACUCUAGAUCCUGCAUGUUCUUACAUAAUUAAUAUUGAAGAAGGUGGAAUUAUAGAUCGAAUAUCUUGUAUCGUAAGGGAUCGCUGGUACCUGUUAUAUACAACGAUUAUUAGUUUACUUUUAUUGUUUUUAUCUACAAGAAUUAAUCAUGGUCUCAAACAAACUCCAAUAAUAGUAAUUACAAUAUACCUCUCAUAUUGUUAUAAUUUAAUGUUUGAAUGUUUAGUUGCUUUAGCAAUUGUUUGCGUAUUUACCAUUGGAUUAUGCUGUUCCAUUAUAUUUCUUGGUUCGGUAGCUCAUAGUAUUGCUGUGAGAUUUCUAGCUCGCGCAAUAGCCUUUUCAACAACAUGGUCAGAUUGGCUGCUUGGUGGAUUGAGUCAGUUACCUUUUAUUACUGCAAUUCUUGUCUUAUCUUUAAUCCCCGUAACUUGUGGGGGUUUAGCUAUGCUAAUUUCAGUUUUUCUUUAUUUUUUAAAUUUGACAAAAAUCUAUGAAGAUUAUUUAGAAGAACUAUUAAUGGCUUCAUUACAACAUUUUAAUUGGAUACGACGAUUCAGAAAUACGAAAAAUAAUUCAGGAGAACAUGAUGAUACAAGACAAAAAAUAUUCAAUCAUCUUAUUCUAUUCAUACUUUGGUGUUUUACUGCUAUUCCAGCUGUACCAUCUGUACUUGUUUGGGCAAAAAAUUUCAGUUAUGAUAUGAGACUUUCUUCCGAAGAUCCUUUGUUACUUCAAAGUUGGAUAGUUUUAGUAACAUGCAGUACAAUGGGAUGGGUGCAACUUCCUUCCAAUAAUUAUAAAAAUCGAUCUCAAAUACUAUCCAGUAUAUUAUGUUUCUUAGGUUGGGUUGUACUUUUAAUGGGAGCAGCACCUCAUCCAGCUUUUUAUCAAUAUUAUAUACCACCUAUUGUGGCUGGAGCUAUUACUAUUAUUGCAUUAAAUGUAAUUUUUCUUUAAA
This is a messenger RNA of Bombus impatiens (common eastern bumble bee), 2969 nucleotides long. It is a transcript of the gene PGAP1, whose product is annotated as GPI inositol-deacylase. The transcript has 10 exons. Gene Ontology annotation, molecular function: phosphatidylinositol deacylase activity. The record is from RefSeq and is a predicted model, not a curated record. Gene Ontology annotation, biological process: GPI anchor metabolic process; endoplasmic reticulum to Golgi vesicle-mediated transport. Lineage: Eukaryota; Metazoa; Arthropoda; Insecta; Hymenoptera; Apidae. Gene Ontology annotation, cellular component: endoplasmic reticulum. Bases 287 to 2968 code for a protein of 893 amino acids.